CCCAAAUCCACUACACUAAGGGUAUUCAGUGACAAACACACCUCAACAUGGCUGACGAAGAGCCCCUUGAGGAGGGUGUCCAGACCGGAUUCCCACACUCUCCCUCCUCCUUCGAUGCCGAUCCCAGAGUGUCAUUUUCGAAACUAGACAAUAAAUUCAUUCUCGAGACCGAAGAGGGCAAUGAGUUCGAAUGGGACACUGCCCUGAGAAGAUGGAUACCAGUGCUGGAUCAGUCACUACUGGAACAACAAGGCGAAAUCUACAAGGUUGCAGGUGUCGACGAAAACGCGAGUACGACGCAAAAGAAGAAGCGAAAACAGCCGAACGACGCUGAGGCUGGUCAGAAGCCCAAGAAGCCUCGAGUCAACACCGCCAUCUAUAUCACCUCGAUACCCCUCGACGCCGACCAAGAAGAAAUCCAGCAGGUAUUUUCCAAGUGUGGCGUCAUUGCGGAAGAGAUCGAUUCGGGGAAACCACGAAUAAGGAUGUACGAAGAUGACAAGGGACAAUUCAAAGGCGAUGCUCUGGUGGUGUACUUCAGACCCGAAUCUGUCGAUCUGGCCAUCCAGAUGAUGGACGAUUCAGAUUUCCGACUCGGAACGGAAGGGCCUAUGGGCAAAAUGAGAGUGCAAGCGGCAGAUUUUUCAUACAAAAGUCAGCAAGAGGCGCCUCCCAAGACAAACAAGAGGGACCAGAAGAAAAUUAUCAAAAGAACGCAGAAGAUGAUGGGGAAAUUGACCGAUUGGGACGAUGAUGACCCUCAGGCGCUGCCGGACACCAGUUCACGGUGGGACAAGGUCGUUAUCCUGAAGCACAUGUUCACACUCGAAGAGCUGGAGGAGGAUCCAGCCGCGAUGCUCGAGAUCAAGGAAGAUAUACGGGAAGAAUGCGCUAAACUCGGACCAGUCACCAAUGUUGUGCUUUUCGACAAGGAAAAAGACGGCGUUGCGAGCGUACGCUUUUCCAACGCUGAAGCAGCAGCAGCCUGUGUUAGGCUCAUGAACGGACGCUGGUUCGAUGAGAGACAACUGGAAGCAUAUAUCUCGACCGGCAACGAGCGGUUCAAGAAGUCGAGUGAUAAGCACGCCGGAGAUGAUGACGAAGAUGAGGAAGAAGGCGGACGGCUCGACAAAUUCGGGUCAUGGCUGGAGCAGGAAGGAUGAUGUCGUCCUCUGCAUUGGCUGUAUAAUGAAUAUCUCGCGUCGUGUAUUGGCGCUGCAAUGAUCUUCAGCUAUAAUAGCCUAUAGGACAAAAGAUGGAUGUUGAUGCUGU
Exophiala xenobiotica is the source of this 1272-nucleotide messenger RNA. RefSeq lists its product as uncharacterized. The transcript is spliced from 6 exons. The coding region runs from base 48 to 1163 and encodes 371 amino acids. NCBI's taxonomy places the organism in Eukaryota, Fungi, Ascomycota, Eurotiomycetes, Chaetothyriales, Herpotrichiellaceae. The record is from RefSeq and is a predicted model, not a curated record. Gene Ontology annotation, cellular component: U2 snRNP; U2-type spliceosomal complex. Gene Ontology annotation, molecular function: RNA binding. Gene Ontology annotation, biological process: mRNA splicing, via spliceosome.